Messenger RNA from Peronospora farinosa, 1554 nucleotides. The record is from the annotation of a GenBank genome assembly. Lineage: Eukaryota; Oomycota; Peronosporomycetes; Peronosporales; Peronosporaceae.
AUGCACUCCGCCUUGCAGUUCGCUCAUCGUCUACGCUCGUCUGCAGCGCGCCUUGUCCGUUCGCGGUCCACUACGGCAGCACCUGCGUCGCUUGCUGCAUCAUGGGACCGUCCGUUUCCUUCCAUUCUCGUUACCGCUGAGGGAGUGUCUGCUCAGGGUUCGUUUGCUGAGGCGCAGGCCAAUUACUUGAAGCCUGACAUGCAAGUGGUUGAAGAGCUGGACACGCUGUUACAUGAGAAAAAAAUGGGGAUCGUCGCGCAUUUUUACAUGGACCCAGAGCUCCAGGGAAUUUUAUCAUCGCUUUCCUGGCCGCAUACAUUUAUCGCUGACUCACUGGCCAUGGGAGAAGCUGCAGCAAAGAUGGCCAAGAAGGGCGUCCAGUCAGUGGCCGUGUUAGGCGUUGAUUUCAUGUCGGAGAGCGUGCGUGCGAACUUGGACUCGAACAACUUUGAGCACAUUCCAGUGUAUCGCCUGUCGGAGAAAAAGAUCGGCUGUAGUUUGGCUGAGUCGGCGGAGAAACAGGCGUAUCUUGCGUACCUACAAAAGGCUGCCAAGACCCCCACCAGUCUGCACAUUGUGUACAUUAACACGUCGCUUCGUAGCAAGGCUUUUGCACAUGACUUGGUGCCGACGAUCACUUGCACGUCCUCGAACGUGGUGCAGACGGUCUUGCAGGCUUUCGCACAGGUCCCGGAUAUUAAUGUCUGGUACGGACCCGACACGUACAUGGGUGAGAAUUUGCAGCAGAUGUUUGAGCACAUUGCGCAGCUUCCGGAUGAAAAGAUCCGUCAGAUUCACCCGCAACAUAACCAGACGACCAUUGCGAAGUUGCUCACGCGGUUUGACUACUUUAAAGAGGGCAAUUGCGUCGUGCACCACAUGUUUGGAGAUAAGGUAACACAACGCGUGCGUGACGACUAUGAACAUGCUUACUACACGGCUCACUUUGAAGUGCCCGGCGAGAUGUUUACACUGGCAAUGGAUGCGCAGAACAAGGGUCGCGGUGUCGUUGGCUCGACGUCGAACAUUCUUAACUUUAUCAAGGCCAAGACGGCUGAAGCACUAAAGAACCAGUCUGGAGAAAGGCUCAGUUUCGUGCUAGGAACGGAGGCCGGCAUGAUCACAGCCAUCGUGCGAGGCGUCACGGAGAUGCUGAACGCGCAUCAGGGUGGUGUGAAGCCGGAGGUUGAGAUCAUCUUUCCUGUGUCGGCGGAUGCUGUUGCUAUGGAAGGCGACGAGCUGGUUCCUGGCGUUGCUGGCGGCGAAGGAUGCUCGACCGCGGGUGGCUGCGCCACGUGUCCGUUUAUGAAAAUGAACGACAUUGAUGCCCUGUUUCGCGUGGUGGAAAAGGUGUCUGUGAGCACGAACGGUCCUGAUCCACUUGCAAACUUUUACCCGCAGAAAUACAGUGAGCUCAUUCAUGGAAAGUCUGUCACGGACGUUGGCGUGCAACCCAUUUUGCACAUGAAGUCUUUUAUGGAUGGACAGAAGUUUUCAGACGCGCUGGUAAAGGAUAUUGUGUCACGAGUACCCGGCGCGGGCUGUCCUAAGUAA